GCUGAGGACCUCUUUGUGUCGACGAGAUUAAAGAAAGAAACGAUGGCUUGAAUUCAAACCUGUCUGUCAUUGUAAACAACUCAAUCAAAGCGCCUUGUCUUCCUUCAAAAAGUCUCACAGAUUUGGUGUCGUAUUCGGUAUAAAGAGAGAAACUGCGAGAAACGGAAGAGCGAGAAGAAAUUAUUUGUUUACGAUGGGUAGUAAUGAGAUACAGUCCACAGAGCAGCGUUCAUCGAACAAAACCACUGAAGUGCUACCGAUGGAACCGGAACGAAGAAGACGUGAGGGUGGUGACGAUGCAAGCACAUAUUCUCAGAAUUCAAUCUCAGUUUCUGACAAGACCACAGAACCAAGAAAUUUGAAAUUAAGGAUCCAAAAUAACACUCUAGUCAUAGUCCAACAAUCACCCGCCAAACAGCUGCAGUUUAACUGGGAGUGCAGCUUGCAUAAACGGGAAACAAAACGUGGCAACGGGGGUGAAGUACAAUCAUACUCUACUCCAAAGACAAAGGGCAACCUGCUAGACCAACACAAGCGACCAUUAAAGUUGGUAGCCUGCCAACUCCAAACUCCAAACGAAGCCCAUUGCCGAAAGGCAGACUCAGGUGGAAUUGUUUCCUCCAGUGUUGAAAAACCGAUGCCCUUAAUCAAGAAACAAGGGUAUCUCAGAGGAGCACAAUGCGAGAGAAUUCUGAAAAGACUUGAGAUUUUGCAAGAUAAUGGACAUUUUAACGAACACGAGUACUUAGUCACAACGUUGCUUCAACGUUGUGCCAAUGGAAUUGAACCUGACUUGGAGUUGGCCUUAAAAAUAGAGCGAGGAGUGGCCUUUACUUAUCAGAAAGAGUCUAAAAAGAGUAAGAGUAUGUUUACCUCAGUCAUAAAAUCAGAACAAUCACAAAAUUGCGAUGUUACGAAUCGUAGUAUUUUAACGGCAAGAGCCUAUUUUGCACUUGUAGCUGACUACACCGAUAGAUACUCGGUGAAGUUAUCCCCGCUCUUUGAAUUUCUUCGACGCAGCGAGUUUCUUCUGCAAAAUCACGAUUCGCCAGAAGACUGGGCCGAGCUGUACUACAACUACGGAUGCGUUUGGUUGACGUACAUGAGCAUUAUCCCUGAUGACCUGAGAAAUGCGCAGGCGCGAGAGACCGCUCGGGAUAAAGCAAAAUAUUACUAUGAGCAGGCUGUCUCUUUCUGCCAAAGAGAUAAACGACUGAGAGUUCAGGUAAAAAAACAAACGUAUUGUCAUCUCAAACUAGCAGCACUGCUGUUAGACUGCAGUUCAACUGCCGCGCGCACCCAAGAAAAAGAAAUCGCACCCAGUGAUAUUAUGAAAGCCAAAGAACACCUUGAUUUUGUUCAGUAUAGACUUGAUGGGGGUGUACCCACGGGAACACAGGUACAGCUCUUAAAAUUUCGAUCUGAUCAAUUCUAUCGUCAGAGAUUAUACCAACUGGCCAAAGAAACGGCCGAGGACGCUUUUCAGCUCGCUUCCUCGAAUAGAUUUAACACUGAAUUAGACACUCUUCAAGAAAGAAUCCAGUUUCUUGAUGUAAAGCUUGAGGUUGCCAAAGAGGUUGCUAUCAUGGAAAUAGAAGAUGGCCCUAGUGAAAGCUGUUAUAGUGGCACCGAUUAAAUAUCACGAGAUUAUAAACUUGAAGAGGAUUGAAUAAGUAUCACAAUUAAAUACUAUAAGAUCGAAAGAAUAUUAUCAGCUUUACUGAGUAUAUGACAUACUCAGUGGUUGUA
Pocillopora verrucosa is the source of this 1749-nucleotide messenger RNA. RefSeq lists its product as uncharacterized. NCBI's taxonomy places the organism in Eukaryota, Metazoa, Cnidaria, Anthozoa, Scleractinia, Pocilloporidae. The record is from RefSeq and is a predicted model, not a curated record.